Spea bombifrons (plains spadefoot toad) is the source of this 1412-nucleotide messenger RNA. RefSeq names its product WD repeat domain 45B (gene WDR45B). Gene Ontology annotation, biological process: protein lipidation; nucleophagy; protein localization to phagophore assembly site. Lineage: Eukaryota; Metazoa; Chordata; Amphibia; Anura; Pelobatidae. The transcript has 10 exons. Bases 137 to 1171 code for a protein of 344 amino acids. The record is from RefSeq and is a predicted model, not a curated record. Gene Ontology annotation, cellular component: phagophore assembly site membrane; extrinsic component of membrane; cytosol. Gene Ontology annotation, molecular function: phosphatidylinositol-3,5-bisphosphate binding; phosphatidylinositol-3-phosphate binding; protein binding.
CUCUGCUAAGUUGCCUGCGGAAGCCGGAAGUUGUUUUGUGUCACGGUGGUGGAAGCGUCUCGGUCUCCCGGUGAUGAUGUAACCGGCGGCGCCGGGGCUCUAACAGCGAUAGUGGGACGGAGAGAAAGCUGCCAGCAUGAAUUUGUUACCCAGUAACCCGCACGGCAACGGCCUGCUGUAUGCGGGCUUCAACCAGGACCACGGCUGUUUUGCAUGUGGGAUGGAGAACGGGUUCCGCGUGUACAACACAGACCCGCUAAAAGAGAAGGAGAAACAAGAGUUUAUGGAAGGCGGCAUCGGCUACGUGGAAAUGCUCUUUCGCUGCAACUACCUGGCUCUGGUGGGAGGGGGGAAGAAACCAAAAUACCCCCCCAACAAAGUGAUGAUUUGGGACGAUUUAAAGAAGAAAACCGUGAUUGAAAUUGAGUUUUCCACGGAGGUGAAGGCGGUGAAACUUCGCAGAGACCGGAUUGUGGUGGUUUUGGAUUCCAUGAUUAAAGUGUUCACUUUCACACACAACCCUCACCAGCUUCAUGUGUUCGAGACGUGUUAUAACCCUAAAGGGUUGUGCGUCCUGUGUCCGAACAGCAACAACUCGUUCCUGGCGUUCCCAGGAGCUCACACCGGCCACGUACAGAUUGUGGAUCUGGCCAGCACUGAGAAGCCCCCUCUGGAUAUCCCGGCUCACGAGGGAGUGCUGAGCUGCAUCGCGCUAAACCUACAAGGGACCAGAAUCGCAACUGCGUCGGAGAAGGGAACUCUCAUAAGAAUAUUUGAUACGUCAUCCGGGCAUUUAAUCCAGGAGCUGCGCCGAGGAUCACAAGCGGCUAACAUAUAUUGUAUUAAUUUCAAUGAAGACGCCUCUCUGAUCUGCGUCUCUAGCGAUCAUGGUACCAUUCACGUCUUUGCUGCAGAGGAUCCAAAGAGAAAUAAGCAGUCCAGUUUGGCCUCCGCCAGCUUCCUCCCGAAGUACUUCAGCUCCAAGUGGAGUUUCUCAAAGUUUCAGGUCCCCUCUGGAUCGCCUUGUGUUUGUGCCUUCGGAACCGAGCCCAAUUCAGUCAUAGCAAUUUGCGCAGACGGCAGCUACUACAAGUUCCAGUUUAACCAGAAGGGCGAGUGCACGCGCGACGUCUACGCGCAGUUUUUGGAAAUGACGGACGACAAACUCUGAUGGGGCUGAGCGGGGAAGCUUUUGCUGAAGGAACUCAUUCUGGAUGCAGAAACAGGACGAGCAGAAGGUAGCUCCGGCAUUCUUACAGCGAACUCCUUUCCGUUGGGUUUCACGUUCCGCCGGGUAGUAGCGCUCAGAUCAUUUCAUUACCGUAAGGCUUCGGAUUGUCUUUUCUCUGUCCUGUCGUCACCUGAUCGGAGGUGCUCUUUUAACACUCGGAUAAAGGAAUUUAGUUAAUGAA